AUACAAUAGAGAAGAUAAUGGAGGGGAUGGGAAAAUCAGUUGGUUCAAUGUUGUACAUAUGGGUUACACGCAUCGUAUCUUGCUAACAGCCCGCUAUAGAUUGACACAGCGACCCGAGAAGAAGGGGUUACACUAAGUAAAUGGGAAUUAGCCGAGGAUCUCGUUUGCAAUAAUAAUGUAAGGUACCUAUCUAGUCGUUAGUAAUACUUGGUAUGUGAUCACGUGAUACCCCUUUCCCUCACACGCAAGUUGGGCAUGCAUGCAUAGGUACAUAUAUGUCACUACCUGUUGCAUGGCUAUCUGGAUGCCCGACUUAUAAUCUAAGGAGGUGGAACCCAAUCACGUUUGUCUAGGCUACUGCAUUAACCUUAACUCUGGUUCACGUGAUACACGGGUUGUGCGUUUGCAUUUACAUGCAUUUGUGAAACACUUCUGUUUGUUGAUACUGUAACAACUCCAUUCAUUAAAAUACUCCCGCUCAUCACUCUCUAUCACUUUCUCUCAUAGAUGGUAACUAUCUGAUACUCAAAUACACUCAGUGAUCAUGCUGCAAUUCGGAGACAUUCCAUUUGGCCUUGCCGCUGAGAGUGGAUGCCCAGUCUGUUACCCAAAGCUGCAGCCGCAGACGCAACUGCUCCUAUGUAGCGGCUGUAAAGUCGUCCAUUAUUGUGGAGCGGAACACCAGAAGAAGCACCGUCGCAAGCACAAGGCGGCAUGCAUUUCCAUUCUCAACAGCCACGAAAAAUUUAAGAAAGAGGAUGCCAUACUUCGGGCCCGGCCAAGUAAUCCUUUCGAGAAUGGCGUGGGCAGGUUCUGGACUUUGGCAGGGACUCAAGAUUACAUGAACGCUCGAUUUGCAGCUGCCAACGCUCUGCUUCAGGUCAACACAAUUAAAGCUGUCGAGAAGGCUUUAGCUCAUUUUCAGGACAUGCUGCGACUUGAUCGGUCCGAUAAUCUAGCCAUUCGAGACUUCGUUCCUGGCCUCUUACUUCGCCUGGGACGAGAGCAGGAAUGCUAUGACUUUCUCAAGUGGUGGGCUGUCAUCGACGAUGAGCACCACUACAAUGGUCACUAUGAUUGGAGCGAUGUAAGUCUGCCAUAUCUUGACAUCCGCGGAGCCGAUGCGUUUGAAGCAGUGGACGCUUUUGCUAGCAGGUUGAGUUUCAGCCAGCUUGUCAUCCUUGCGCUCCUGAAGCUGCGUUUAUCCCUCGACAUUGAGUGUUAUGAUCCGCAAUAUAUGGAUUCCGAGUCAUCUUGGCACCCUUGGCCCCCUUCUAUCACAGAAAUCAUACGACCGAUUGGAGAAAUUGUCCCGGAGAAGGUCAAAACAAUCACGAGUUCAGAUGUACCGGGAAUCUACAAGUCACUCAAUGAUCAAUUUCAGGCUUUGAUAGGAAUGGUACACAAGAAAAACUCACUGUUUUGGGACGCUUUAUUGGACGCAUCGGAAGGCGAAGUAUCGGCGUUUCCAUCGGAUCGUCCUGAUGGCAUUCAGGAGGUCAUUUCGGCCAUCCAUAGGUGCAAGAUGGCCUGGGAAGAAAGUUAUGAUGCCAUCACAAUGAUUGGAUCGGAAGUUGCCAAGUUUACUAAGGUGUACAAGGGCCCCGCUGCUGCCUCGGGUGAUGUGAAUACUGGAAAAGUCGCGGUAACCUCAGAGAGACGAAGAGGUUCUGGCAAAGCAUUCCCAUCCAAGUUUUCUGCACCCACAGCAGAUACGCGACCAGACACCCUGUUCCCGCCUUCACCGACUGGUAAAGAUCGAGCAUAUCAUUUCGUCCAUCGCAAUAACCAGAAAAAGGCUCUCGCAUAUGCUGACGGAGCAUGUUCAGACAAUGGACAGCAGAACCCACAGGCAGCCUGGGCCACUGUUCUUCGCCCAUCCAUUGAUGACAACAUCCUUCCAUGCAUUGAAUCAGGUCGACUAGAGCUCAAGGGCCCCUUUGGAGACGAGAGUGUGGCAACUAGCAAUCGGGCAGAGCUUCGUGCAGCCAUAGCCGUCUUGCGUCGCAAGGACUGGCGAGCUGAUGGGUUCACUAGUGUUGUCAUCGCAACCGAUUCGUCUUAUCUUGUCGAUGGUGCCACUGGGUGGGCGAGAGGCUGGGUUACAAAUGGAUGGAAGACGCGAACUGGCGGGUCCGUCAAGAAUAAAGACUUGUGGGAACUUUUCCUCGGCGAAGUAGAGAAGUGUAGGGAGACGGGUCUAGAAGUUGAACUUUGGAAAAUCCCUAGGGAGAUGAAUGAAGUUGCCGACGCCGUAGCAAAGGAAACCAUCUCCGUGGCGGCAAUCAUACCCGAAUUUGAGAAUAUGCCGCUUGACUCAUCAGCAGCUACUGCCACAACUCCAGGAGAGCCUCAUGUCCUUUGCCUAUGCUUGGAGUAUGAGAGCAUGUUCAACGAUAUGUAUGCAAGCCUAAUCUCGAGGAUUACCGCCAAGGCCAAGUUGGACCGAGCCAGGACUGAAAAGGCCGCCUUGGACAUGCUCACUCAGAACCCUCCGCCAUCGGUGAUCUUGGUCACUGAUGUAGGUGUUGUGAAACACAUGAAGGUUUGGGAGCGCGUCAUUGAUUGUCUUCGCGGAGGAUCGAGGGUGGUACUUGCAGCGACCUUCAGUUCAUUCGUAGAUGCGGGCCAAUUCAAUCGUUGCUUUGCUAAGGUCGGUCUACCCUGGAAAAGAGGGGGUUACCAUCGAACAGAUGUCAGUCUGUGUCCCAGCGCUGUCGGUGAUCGCCUAAAGGAACAGCUCCUUCCCACCUAUAGUCAAAAGGCCCUUUAUGUCGAGGGAGUGGCUAGAUCGGAUGUAUGGUACAUUGGUCCGAGUGAUGAGGUGCCUGUGGCUUUUACGAAAGUUGGGAAAGGCAUGCUCGGUUAUGUAGGAGAUGUGAACGGUGAAGAUGGCUCUGAAGCGGUGGUACUCGCUAUGCUUGGGCUGUUGAACUGAAUUAUGAGAUACUGAAGUGAAGAAAGCUGACAGAUACCUAGAGCAGUUGUUGCAGCCCUCAAAUGAUUGCUACCUACGGCGGGCAAAUUACGACCCUGCAGGAUUGCUUUGCAUGCCGAUGUCCAACCUACACACAGCAAACAGGACAUUGACGGUAUUUAUAGGUAAUAAAAAAUAAAAUUAUACAAAGCAUCAUUAAAACCCCAAUUCUAGAUAUAUCCGCAUAUCUAAAUUAGAGGAGCUGGCACAUGUAGUAGUUACUAGCCCAUCCAAAGCCUCCAUUUUACCCUAAAGGGUUCCAUACCAACUCUUAAACAUGUGUGCAAAACACUCCAAACUCUUUGAGAUUGUCCCCCUUUCCAACCAACUCACGUACAUGAGCCCCUACUUAGGCUAUAUGCCUAUAUCCGAUGAGUCUCUAACCAUGGUCUCAUAAGUACUGAACUAGUU
Hypoxylon fragiforme is the source of this 3388-nucleotide messenger RNA. RefSeq lists its product as uncharacterized. Gene Ontology annotation, molecular function: nucleic acid binding; RNA-DNA hybrid ribonuclease activity. The record is from RefSeq and is a predicted model, not a curated record. NCBI's taxonomy places the organism in Eukaryota, Fungi, Ascomycota, Sordariomycetes, Xylariales, Hypoxylaceae. The coding region runs from base 545 to 2938 and encodes 797 amino acids. The transcript has a single exon. Gene Ontology annotation, biological process: DNA replication, removal of RNA primer.